Molecule: messenger RNA, 1560 nt
Organism: Anastrepha obliqua
Lineage: Eukaryota; Metazoa; Arthropoda; Insecta; Diptera; Tephritidae
Gene: Mks1
Product: tectonic-like complex member Mks1
Exons: 1
Coding region: 26-1510 (494 amino acids)
Biological process (GO): cilium assembly
Cellular component (GO): MKS complex
Source: RefSeq, a predicted model, not a curated record
UUUGCAUAGUUUUUCCACAGGAAAGAUGUUUCAAGAAUUUCCCAAACACACCGGCAUUUAUAACAUUCGUGAUAGUAUUGAGUGCCUGGAAUUGGAAGUGCAUUUUCGGCAUGUCAACUCCUUGUUAACGCUGCCAAAAUUUGAACCCAAUCAGAACAACGCGAGCAAAAGUGCUGUGAAAAAAGGUGAACGUUUCGAGCAGGUGGACAAUGUGACCACCGUCACACGCAUUCGCUGGCAACAAAAGUUACUCAGCCCCAGCGAAGUAGAAUACUAUAAAGAUGAACGCAAUUGCAUUACCGACACACACAAAAAGUACCAUCAGUGGCUAUUGGCAGACGGUAUGCCAACAGAAGCAUCAAGCGGGGGCACAGCACCUGGCGAUGUCAGCAAACGUAGUCAGAAAAAUAAACGCCACAAAAAGUCAAGAAAAGCAGCGAACGCAUGCCAACAGCGCUGGGGCGAGAUAUUCACCUACGUGCAUGAGGACCACUUCAGGCCCGAGAAGGCAUUGCAAACGGCGAGUGUCGGCAAAACUGUACAACAGCCUGUCCCCAUGACGGAGGCGCUGCAGCUAAUGUAUGUCUAUGCUGCCAUUUCACCAGACACACAGCUGCUUUCGCUGGCCUGGCAGCCACUAAUGCGGCAAUUACACAUCUAUCCUGACUUCAACGACUUCGAAGCGAAUCCCUAUUACCUAGAAAUCGACACGGAUUAUCGCCAUUUGUACGCCUACGCCAUCCGCAAUGUCUCUCAGCGCAGACACAUUGCCAAUCCGGUGCAUUUCUUGCAACUACCCGAAUUGGCCACGCACUGGCAGGGGGAGCGUGACUUAAGCGCCUUGUUCGCCAUGCCGCCAAAGCGCACCACGCGCGUUUCUCUGCUAUUUGAAUUGCGUUCAGCCAGCGGUUUCAGCUAUGACAACAUACAUGCGCGCUACCACAUCCAAUUGCCGGCGCACACGUUACUGGAGGAGGGUAUAUUGCAUGCCAGCACGCACGCCAGCUCGCCCGCUCACGGUAAUAACGAGUGCUACUUCGGAUACAAUUGGCAAUUGACACUGCUCUGCGAAGAGGAAUUCAAUCCUGUCCACUUGCUGCAUAUCUACUUCGAACUCAUUUCCAUCGACAGUUGGGCGCGUGAACGUGUCGAGGGCUAUGCGCACUAUUCCACCUAUCUUCUGGCCGGCUGGAACUCGGUGAAGUUGCAGUGUUUGCGACCAGCUGAAGGCCUACUGGAGUCGUUGUCGCGCUACUUGAUUGGCGGUCGCCGAAAAUUUGAUUUUAUGCGGUACUACACAGAUACGAGCGAGGAUGCACCGCUGCAAUGUCGCUAUGGUUGUCGUAUGGAAAGCACGGGACAGCUUGACCUUAUCUGUCAACGUUUCACGCAACGCAACUGUGAACUGCUGCAACCGUGUGCGAAUCGCACGAGCGGAAUGACCUUGGAUGAUAUAAUGCUGGCAUACCGCGAGGCGCGCAGACGUCUGGAGGCUGUGGUGUUACAGUGAUUUUUAAGAUAUGAAAUUGGAGGAAGCGAAUAAAAUACUUUUAUAUAAAA